UCUUCGUUAGCAGGGACAUAGCAUCAGCGCCAGAGGCUCUGGAUGUGGCAAGUGUAGCGUAGCUAACAUUAGCUUUCUCGUUAGCAGUUGUUGUUGUGUAGCAAGUUCAUUCAUCCACUGCAAACAUGCAGGAAUGGGCAAAUCAGCUAUGCGAGAACCGACAAUUCGGAUCCAAGAUGACGGACUCCAAGUAUUUCACCACUACCAAGAAAGGAGAGAUCUUCGAGCUGAAAGCUGAGCUGAACAGCGACAAGAAGGAAAAGAAAAAGGAGGCAGUGAAGAAGGUGAUCGCCUCCAUGACGGUUGGCAAGGACGUGAGUGCCUUGUUUCCAGACGUGGUGAACUGCAUGCAGACCGACAACCUGGAGCUGAAGAAGCUGGUGUAUCUUUACCUGAUGAACUACGCCAAGAGCCAGCCUGACAUGGCUAUCAUGGCGGUCAACACCUUCGUCAAGGACUGCGAGGACCCCAACCCCUUGAUCCGGGCCCUGGCUGUACGCACCAUGGGCUGCAUCCGCGUGGACAAGAUCACGGAGUACCUGUGCGAGCCGCUGAGGAAGUGUCUGAAGGACGAGGACCCCUACGUGAGGAAGACGGCGGCCGUGUGCGUGGCCAAGCUCCACGACAUCAACGCCCAGCUGGUGGAGGACCAGGGCUUCCUGGACACCCUCAAGGACCUGAUAUCAGACUCCAACCCCAUGGUGGUAGCUAAUGCCGUGGCAGCCCUGUCAGAGAUAGCCGAGUCCCACCCCAACAGCAACCUGCUGGACCUCAACCCCCAGUCCAUCAACAAGCUGCUGACAGCCCUGAACGAGUGCACCGAGUGGGGCCAGAUCUUCAUCCUGGACUGCCUGGCCAACUACACCCCCCGCGAUGACCGCGAGUCCCAGAGCAUCUGCGAGCGCGUCACCCCUCGCCUGUCCCACGCCAACUCGGCGGUGGUGCUCUCAGCCGUCAAGGUGCUCAUGAAGUUCAUGGAGAUGCUUCCUAAGGAUCUGGACUACUACAGCACACUGCUGAAGAAGCUGGCUCCACCGCUGGUCACCCUGCUGUCGGCCGAGCCGGAGCUGCAGUACGUGGCCCUCAGGAACAUCAACCUCAUCGUCCAGAAGCGGCCUGAGAUCCUGAAGCAUGAGAUGAAGGUGUUCUUUGUCAAGUACAACGACCCCAUCUACGUCAAGCUGGAGAAGUUGGACAUCAUGAUCCGCCUGGCCUCCCAGGCCAACAUCGCCCAGGUGCUGGCCGAGCUAAAGGAGUACGCCACCGAGGUGGACGUGGACUUUGUGCGUAAGGCAGUGCGAGCCAUCGGGCGCUGUGCCAUCAAGGUGGAGCAAUCCGCGGAGCGUUGUGUCAGCACCCUGCUGGACCUCAUCCAGACCAAGGUCAACUACGUGGUCCAGGAGGCCAUCGUGGUCAUUAAGGACAUCUUCCGCAAAUACCCCAACAAGUACGAGAGCGUGAUCGCUACCCUGUGUGAGAACCUGGACUCCCUGGACGAGCCGGAGGCUCGCGCCGCCAUGAUCUGGAUCGUGGGCGAGUACGCCGAGAGGAUCGACAACGCCGACGAGCUGCUGGAGAGCUUCCUGGAGGGCUUCCACGACGAGAGCACCCAGGUGCAACUGCAGCUGUUAACAGCCAUCGUCAAGCUGUUCCUCAAGAAGCCCACGGAGACCCAGGAACUGGUGCAGCAGGUCCUCAGCCUGGCCACACAGGACUCUGACAACCCUGACCUGCGUGACCGGGGCUACAUCUACUGGCGCCUGCUCUCCACCGACCCGGUGGCGGCCAAGGAGGUGGUUCUGGCUGAGAAGCCCCUGAUCUCGGAGGAGACGGACCUGAUCGAGCCCACCCUGCUGGAGGAGCUCAUCUGUCACAUCGGCACCCUGGCCUCCGUCUACCACAAGCCCCCAAGUGCCUUCGUGGAGGGCAGCCGCGGAGUCCAGCACAAGAGGCUGCCUGCUCGCACUGGAUCCAGUGGGGAGAGUGUGGAGAGCCCGGAGGUGGGCUCCGUGGCGGGGGGCCCGGGGGCCGAGGCCCCCCCUGCUGUAAUCCCGUCCCAGGGAGACCUCCUGGGGGACCUGCUCAACCUGGAUCUGGCCGGCCCUGCCACCUCGGGGCCCCCGCCCCCCCCUGCCGCCAUGCAGCUGGGGACCAUGGACCUCCUGGGAGGGGGGCUGGACAGUCUGAUGGGGGAUGAGUCUGAACCGCCUCACAUCCCCCUCAGGAUGGAGGCCCAGUCGCCCAGCCCCCAGCCUCAGAGCCCCCAGUCCCCAGAGUACUACCAUGCCCAGCUUGGAGGAGACAUAGGAGGCAGUCCAGCGAUGGGCGUGGGUUUCGGGGCGCCCCCUGCUGUUAUGCCCGCCUCCCUGAACGCCCCUGUGGGGGGCGGCCUCGGCGACCUGUUUGACCUGGGAGGGAGCGUUGGCAUGCCGACGGGAGCCUACAUCCCACCUAAGACGGUGUGGCUCCCAGCCAUGAAGGCCAAGGGUCUGGAGAUCUCCGGUACGUUUGCGCGCCGGGCGGGGGUGAUCCAGAUGGAGCUGACCAUCACUAACAAGGCCAUGAGCGUUAUGAGCGACUUCGCCAUCCAGUUCAACAGAAACAGUUUCGGCCUGGCCCCAGCCGGGCCCCUCCAGAUCCUCACUCCUCUCAGCCCGAACCAGACCAUCGAGGCCAGCCUGCCCCUCAGCACGGUGGGCCCCGUCAUGAAAAUGGAGCCCCUCAACAACCUCCAGGUGGCUGUGAAGAACAACAUUGACGUGUUCUACUUCAGCUGCCAGUACCCUAUCAGCAUGCUGUUUGUGGAGGAUGGCAAGAUGGACCGGCAGGUGUUCCUGGGAACCUGGAAGGACAUCCCUAAUGAACACGAGUCCCAGUUCCAGAUCAAAGACUGUCAUCUCAACUCAGAUGCAGCAUCCAACAAGCUGCAGGGCAGCAACAUCUUCACCAUCGCCAAGCGCACGGUGGAGGGCCAGGACAUGCUGUACCAGUCCAUCAAGCUGACCAACAACAUCUGGGUGCUGGCAGAGCUCAGAGUGCAGGCUGGGAACCCCACCUACACGGUCUCCCUGAAGUGCCGAGCCCCAGAGGUGUCUCAGUGUGUGUUCCAGAGCCUGGAGGCUGUGCUGAAGAACUGAGGCCCGAGGAGAGACCCUGGACCCCCCCAGCCCCUCACCACACCCUGGCUGGACCAUCUCCCUCCAGCCCCUCCGUCUCGCCACCCUGGACCCCGCCGCCCUGGACCCCCCCCCCUCCUCCCCCAACCUCACCCCCCUCCAUCUCUGAUCACCCCCUCCUCCAGGAAGACAGACCCCAGCUCUCCCCAGGUCCUUAUCUGUCUCUCUCUCUCUCUCUCUCUCUCUCUCUCUGUCCCUCUCUCUCUCUGUCCCUCCUUCUUGCCAAACCCCAGUCACCAUCCUCAGAUAGGUUGUGGCCCCACAGUCAGUCUGUGACUGUACGAAGCAGCCCAGUGUGUCCAGCCCCCUCUCCUGCUGCAGGUCUGGUGUCCCGGGCUGAGACGCCCUGAGCCGCUAGUCUGGACUGACCUUUGCUGCCGUUCACAGUCAGCACUGUAGAAGAAACUGUGUGAGACUGCUCCCGUGACUGCAUGCAUAUGAUGUCUGCUCUCUCUGUCUGUCUCUCUCUCUGUCUCUCGCUUGCUCACCCUCUGUCUCCCUCUCUUAUAUGAUUAUCUCGCCUCACGUCUUUGCAAAUUGGUAGCUAUAUUUAGUGUCUGUAAUCAGCGGUUGAGUCUCCACUGUCUUUGCAGCGCUGCUUCAUAUUCGCUUUUGACAGACGGCGCUAAUGGCUCGCACUGGUCAGCGUUGGCCGUCAGAGAAACACACUUGUGUCACUCCAGCCCAGCCCCCCACCCCCCUCCCCCGGCGGCCCCCUUCCUGUUCUGAGGGGAAAGAGAAGUCAUGGCUAGAAACACUAAACAUUCUGGAAUCACCUUUUUCGGUCCUCCCUAAUCGAGUGUGUGUGUGUGUCAGCUUGUUCUUCAUACCAUAGCUUUUUGAUGUUUUACGGUACGGCGUAGUGCCCGUGCUGUCGAAGGCAUGACUUUGUGUGUUUGUUUCUUUUCUGCCUGUUUAGUAUUUGUUUCCGGAAGGAGAGGUGAGGUGAUGAGAGGUCUGUACCACGCGCUAGAUCUCUCUCCUGGUUGCUCUGCAGCCCCCCCCCCCCCCUCCGUCCCUUUAAGUCAUUCCAUCCUGUGUCGUCCUGUGUGCUGUGUUAUAAGGCUGUUAUAAAGCUGGCCAGGGGGGGGAGGAAGGCGGAUGUUUGAUCGUGGCGUCCAGCCUGCGGACGUUCUGUCUGACGAUUACCUCCGGAAGCUUCCUUGACGACAGUCUCUGAGGUAAACCCACCUUCCACCACAGUCUUUUGCUUUACCUGCGCAGGUCACUGUCCAGGUUGCACAAAUCAUGUCUCACCUUCGCAUGAAGGAAAUUAGAACGGCUUCCUCCGGCCUGUGUUGGCUAUGUCUCAUGAAAUAUAAAACGGUGUAUAUUGAUAUUUGGAGUUAAGUUGCUGGAUGGUGACCCUCCUGAGCGGGCUGUGGUAGGGAGGGGUGGGUGUUUGGGUGUACCUCCUGUAUGUGGUGGUAGAUGACUUGUGUGGGUUUGUGCUGAGAUGCUGUAAACUAAAACUACAAUAUACUUAAAGCUGUUUACAGCAGGUCAGAGGUUUUUGACUGAUUGAUAAAGGUGUGGACAUCAUUUGAAACCAAACAAUAAAAAUUGGAUAUAUUCUCAAA
Molecule: messenger RNA, 4756 nt
Organism: Osmerus eperlanus (European smelt)
Lineage: Eukaryota; Metazoa; Chordata; Actinopteri; Osmeriformes; Osmeridae
Gene: ap1b1
Product: adaptor related protein complex 1 subunit beta 1
Exons: 24
Coding region: 126-3137 (1003 amino acids)
Biological process (GO): vesicle-mediated transport; intracellular protein transport
Cellular component (GO): clathrin adaptor complex; membrane coat
Molecular function (GO): clathrin binding
Source: RefSeq, a predicted model, not a curated record